Ananas comosus (pineapple) is the source of this 1675-nucleotide messenger RNA. Its product is annotated as queuine tRNA-ribosyltransferase catalytic subunit 1-like. Gene Ontology annotation, cellular component: cytosol. The transcript has 16 exons. The record is from RefSeq and is a predicted model, not a curated record. NCBI's taxonomy places the organism in Eukaryota, Viridiplantae, Streptophyta, Magnoliopsida, Poales, Bromeliaceae. The coding region runs from base 276 to 1376 and encodes 366 amino acids. Gene Ontology annotation, molecular function: tRNA-guanosine(34) queuine transglycosylase activity.
UGCAUUUUACCCUCCCCUCCCUCGCCAAUUCCCGUUAGCCGCCGCAGGGGACUUCAAACAACGAACGAUAUUUUAGGGCGACGAUUUUGGGGCCGCGUACGAUUCCUCGUUCCUUUUCACAUCCCUCUCUCUCCCUCGCAGAGUGAGUACAUUGGGUGGUAUUCUUUUUAAUGGCGCUUCGCUUUGAGGCUUGAUUUCAGGUGGUAGGAAGGUUCAACCGGGCGCGUGCGGCACAACUGACGCUGCCUCAUUUCGUAUGUCAAACGCCACUUUUUAUGCCUGUGGGAACUCAAGGUACAAUAAAAGGUCUAACUAAUAACCAGCUGGAGGAAAUCGGCUGCCAGAUUAUACUUGGAAAUACGUACCACCUGGCGCUUCGCCCUGGUGCAGAUCUGAUUGAUGAAUUCGGGGGCCUUCACAAGUUCAUGAAUUGGAAAAGAGCUCUUCUUACCGACUCGGGUGGUUUUCAAAUGGUUUCUUUGUUGCAUUUAGCUGAUAUUACUGAGAAAGGAGUAACAUUUCAGUCACCUGUUGACGGAAAGCCGAUGCUCCUGACACCGGAAGAGUCCAUCCAAAUUCAAAAUAAAAUAGGAGCUGAUAUCAUCAUGGCCCUUGAUGAUGUUGUAAAAACCACCAUUACUGGUCCAAGAAUUGAGGAGGCCAUGUAUCGCACUCUUCGGUGGAUGGACAGAUGUAUAGCUGCUCAUCAGAAACCUGAUACUCAAAAUUUAUUUGGAAUUGUUCAAGGAGGGCUAGAUCCAGUUCUCAGAGAUAUAUGUGUGAGGGGCUUGGUUGAACGUAAUCUUCCUGGCUAUGCCAUAGGUGGUCUUGCAGGUGGUGAAGAUAAAGAUUCCUUUUGGCGUGUUGUGGCACAGUGCACUGCUGCAUUACCAGAAGACAAACCACGCUACGUGAUGGGUGUCGGCUAUCCACUUGAUAUUGUAGUCUGCAGUGCUCUAGGUGCAGACAUGUAUGAUUGUGUUUAUCCUACUCGUACUGCUCGCUUUGGCUCAGCACUCAUACCAGAGGGAGUUUUGAAGCUGAAAAACAGGGCAAUGGCAAAUGAUGAACGCCCUAUUGACCCUACAUGCCCAUGUAUGGUCUGUAAAACAUAUACACGUGCUUAUCUACACUGCCUUGUCACAAAAGAUGCUAUGGGUUCUCAACUUCUGUCAUAUCAUAACCUAUCAUACAUGAUGAAGCUCAGCAGGGAUCUCCAUACAUCGAUAGUUGAAGGACGUUUCCCUGAGUUUGUGAGAGGAUUUCUGCGGACACAGUUCCCCAAGGGUGAUGUCCCGGAGUGGGUGUGCAAUGCAAUGGAAGUUGCCGGUAUCGACAUCUCUUCAUGCUGUGCUUCCUUCUCACCAAGCCAUUAGCUUGAAAUUUUGCGAUAUUAGUCUUAGUUAAUCAGACUAAUUUCACACUCAGCCUCAAAGAGGUCUCACGGUAAGAUUCUUCGUCAACAGUGUCACCGGCAGCAUAUAAUUUUUCAGCAAUAUGCUGCUUUACAAGAAAGAUAAUACAGGUGAUAAUUUUCAACACGAAUUUGUUGUCCCACGAACUGAGUCAUACAGUUGUUGUUAUUAAUCAUACAAUUGUUGUUGUUAGCAAAGAGAAACUGUGCAAAACGCUCAGAUUACCAUUCUAAUGUUGUUGCUCAACAUUGGUUCAUUUC